AUGACUUUGUCAAUGCUAGAAGCUCAACGUUGUGCUUUAAGACAUUUCAAAAACGUCAGUGUUGGAAAUGAAGCUUUGCGUCCAUCAGAGUUGAUUUCAAGUCACAAUAUUCACAGAUUGGGAGAGUGUCAUUUACUGUGCAUUGAGAAAGAAAAUUGUUAUGGUUAUAACUACAGAGUGAGACCAAGCAGUGUUUAUUCUGUCAACUGUCAACUUAGCAACCGCACAAAGAAGUGGAACAAAACAACGACUAAAUAUGGACCAUGGGUUUACUACGAGGAUGUUAAGGUCACAGAAGUUUCAGCUACAAGUUGUCUCAACUUGUACCAGAACGGUAAGAGAUCUGAUGGAAUUUACACAAUCAAUCCGGACGGUAAGAGUUCUUUUCAAGUCUGGUGUGAUAUGACAACCAAUGGAGGAGGAUGGACGGUGUUUCAAAGAAGACAAGAUGCAAGUGUAGAUUUUUUUCGUGGUUGGUCAGAAUAUAAAACAGGAUUUGGUUCUUUAAACGGAAAUUUUUGGCUUGGUUUGGAAAACAUUUUUCGCAUGACAAAAACUGGAAACAAGAAUUUAAGAAUCGACCUGACAGACUUUGAUGACUCAACAGCUUUCGCUCUUUAUUCCACAUUUUCUUUGGCCUCUGAGUCUGAAGGUUAUAAAUUGAACAUCGGAGGGUUUUCCUCGGAGAGUAAUGCUGGCGAUUCUUUGACAUCUACGCAUAACGGAAUGAAGUUCUCUACAAAGGAUCGCGAUAAUGAUCGGGAUGGUGGUAGCUGUGCUGCGCAUUGGAAAGGUGCUUGGUGGUAUAACAGAUGUCAUAGUUCCCACCUCAACGGCAAAUAUCUCAACGCAGGUGACAGAUCUUGGAGUGGCAUCAACUGGGGCGAUAAGAGAUCUAUGAAAAAAACUGAGAUGAAAAUCCGCUGACCUCAAUUUUUGAACUGACAUGGUUGCAACAUUUACCUUGUACUGAAACUACUCACUAUAUAAUGUUCGUAAUUA
Molecule: messenger RNA, 1002 nt
Organism: Dendronephthya gigantea
Lineage: Eukaryota; Metazoa; Cnidaria; Anthozoa; Malacalcyonacea; Nephtheidae
Product: microfibril-associated glycoprotein 4-like
Exons: 5
Coding region: 1-927 (308 amino acids)
Source: RefSeq, a predicted model, not a curated record